CUAAAAAGCGAAUAGUAUAAUGUGCGUGUGGGAGGGCGUGUGUUUGUGUGUGUCUUCGUCAUUGACUGCAAUAUAUCCCAUUUUAAAGGCUUAAAAAGUAGUAGAUUUGGGCUAAGAAAUUUUUUCCUUUUUUUUUCUAAUAGAAGGAGAAAAAAGGGGGGAGCUGUGGAGGUGUGUGUGUGCGUGCCUGUUUUAUUCCAGCUGGUGCCCAUUUCCCCGUCAGGAAAGCCAGCCGGUGGUUUGCUGGUGUUUCCCGGCACUGUGCAGGGGAAAGUAAUGCGAAACUGAUCUGGGUUUCCUCUGCCAACAACCUGCCGGGAAAGGGGAUGGACCGCAUUUUCUCUUCUUGUUCGAUCUAAUCCAUUUCAUCCCCGAUCUCUACAGAUUCGAGCUUGUUGGCACCAUCCAUCCACCACACAUUUUUUUUCUCCGGUGGGUUCUCCUUAGUUUCCCUUUUUUGCUGUUGGGCUCUGUCGAUUUCCAUUUUUAAUCUUCUCGCGGGCUUUCUUUUUCCUUUCUAUGUCGUUGCUUCUUAUUUGAAUGGUGGAUCUUUCUUUAUUUUGUUUAAGGCAUUGGUAUUUGAUUUCCCACAUAGAGGAUCAUGAAUUUAUCCAGUUUUCAUUUUUGCUCCUUUUUUAGAUUGGGUGUUUUAGACUUUUUGACAACGGCCUUCAUUUGUAUGCAUUUACAUCCGAUUCUUUCAUGUAUUAACAGCUCAGUCUGCCUAUUUAUGUCAUAUAUUAAAUUUCAAAAUGAUUGAAUGUUAAGAAUGGCUGCUGUAUUGAAUGUUAAGCUAAAUCUUAGAACCCCUUUUGUUCUCAGAUCUACCGUGUAAAGAUAGUGUUAAACGUGUGGGCUGAGGGGCUUAAUAGAAUUCAGUAGCUCGUUGACAAGUCACUUUUUUUGACUGGGUCAUUUUGUCAAUCUCUUUGUAGGUUUUUUUUUAAUGAUCCUUUAAAAUGUCGUUCAAGAGCAUCAUUCGAGAAUUGAAGGAGAUGAAAGAGGGGAUUGGGAAUAUAUCUAGAAGAAGAAUUGAAGGGAAGCACUGGCGGAAAAGAACCAGGUCUCACAUAGCCCCCGAUGUGGUUGUGCCUGAAGAGAUCCAGCAAGGUCAGUGGGCAAACUUGCCCCCUGAGCUUCUUCUGGACAUAAUACGAAGGGUCGAAGAGAGUGAGACUUCAUGGCCUGCUAGGGCAGUCGUCGUCUUUUGCGCAGCUGUCUGCAAAUCGUGGAGAGAUAUCACUAAGGAGACUGUGAAGACCCUAGAGGAAUGUGGCAGGCUCACCUUUCCUAUAUCAUUAAAACAGCCCGGUCCUCGCGAAUCCCCAAUUCAGUGCUAUAUUAAAAGGGAGCGAACAACAUCAGUUUACCGAUUGUAUUUUGGUCUCACCCCAUCUGAGGAUGAGAACGACAAGCUUUUGUUGGCAGCAAAGAAGUUCAGAAGGGCAACGAGCACAGAAUUUGUGAUAUCCUUGGUUGCUGAUGACUUUUCCCGAGCCAGUAGUACCUAUGUAGGAAAGUUGAGGUCUAACUUUCUGGGCACCAAGUUUACCAUUUAUGAUAGCCAACCUCCUUCUGACGCUCCAGCCCCACAAACCACUAAUUUGAGUAGGAGAUUCCAUGCAAAGCGUGUAUCUCCAAGACUACCUGCGUGUAACUACAGCGUUGCCACUAUUUCCUAUGAAUUGAAUGUUCUUCGUACGAGAGGGCCCAGGCGCAUGCAUUGUGUCAUGAACUCGAUUCCCAUCUCUUCAGUUCAAGAAGGUGGCACUGCCCCCACACCAAUUUCAUUUCCACAGUCUUUUGAUGAUAAGUCUUGCCUACUAACAGUCUUCAGAGGAAAAGAUCCUGUGAAAGACUUAAGUGACCUGAGUCUUCCAAGAUCGGCUCCUUUGGCAACACCGCAGUCUAAGGAGCCACUUAUGCUAAAAAAUAAGGCCCCUCGAUGGCAUGAGCAAUUGCAGUGUUGGUGCUUAAACUUUAAAGGGCGUGUUACAGUUGCCUCGGUGAAAAAUUUCCAGCUCGUGGCGGCUGUUGACUCAUCGCACAAUGUACCACCUGCAGAACAAGACAAAGUGAUUUUGCAGUUCGGAAAAAUUGGGAAGGACAUCUUCACCAUGGAUUACCGAUACCCCCUCUCUGCCUUCCAAGCCUUUGCAAUCUGCUUGAGCAGCUUUGAUACCAAGCCGGCCUGUGAAUGAUUGUUGAUGUGGUUGUAGAUAUGAUCACUUUCCGUUAGUUGCUCGCCUACCUGCGUAAUUUGUUUAUCUGUACGAAAUGUCUAUCUGGCCCUAAGUUAUGAUUCAUAAUCUCACUUUGCAAAUGGGUACACUGGCGGGAUGCUCAGAAUGGAAUGUGUUUUUUCUUGUGCCAUGUACGUGCUUAGAAGUUAUUCUUUUGUGUUCAGAUCAUAGUACUCAUAAUUCUGAUAAUUAGCAAAACUAAAUCAAGCGCAUGGAUGAUGAGAAUGACAAUAAUCAUGCAGAGUCCUGUAUUUGACCAUGCAGCCUGAGCACAUUCUCGGAAUAAGUAAUCUCUUUGUUCAUACAUAUGAUUUUCAAUUCCUUCAAUCUAAUACCAAUGGCUUCUAAAUUGCUCGUGCAAAAUUACUUUUCAAAGCUUGCGCAGUUAUGGUGGAAAGCUAAAUGUUGCGUAGGCAAAUUUCAAUUUUUUUUUUUCCUGCACAAACAGGCAAGAAAGAAAGGCACAGAAAGGUUAUGUGUAAGUGGUACAACGAGAUGCGUCACAUUCCUCCAAGCAAACUAACAAGAGUCAAACUGAACCUUAAUCAAAUCUAUUCAUUCCACUAAAGGUCAUCAUCUUCAGCAUUAGUGGGUACGGGAAGAGCAAUAAUUUUUUGUGGGUUUCGAGCAAAUUAAGCAUAAUCUACAUACCGAAAAUAUUUAACCUUGCAAUGUUCUCUUUUAGUAGCUACAAAAGUGAAAAAGGUUACAAUUCUUUGCGUCCAUUCACAAGCUUUACUUUUCCAACUUCAGUGGACGGGAGAGCUUCAUCUCACAGUAGAAUAAGUGAUAAAUUCUCUAGAAGUGAAUUGAAAUGGCUGAUGAGGAAUAGGAUUC
Oldenlandia corymbosa var. corymbosa is the source of this 3080-nucleotide messenger RNA. NCBI's taxonomy places the organism in Eukaryota, Viridiplantae, Streptophyta, Magnoliopsida, Gentianales, Rubiaceae. The record is from the annotation of a GenBank genome assembly.